UGACGGCCUAGGAACCAUGGGUUAACUUUCCCUAUGGGCAGAACGGUAGAUUUUUACCUUGUCAGCUCGAGGAUUCGAUCUAGCAACCUUUCGGUUACUGGUCCAACGCUCUAACCACUAGAAUACCUGCCGCCCCACUAGCCCUAUUGCCGCAAGUGCUAUUCUAAACUCGGAAAUGUUCGACUUGCUAACUGGUUGUAGUUAUUCACGUGCCGCGUUCAACAAAUUUGCAAAUCGAAAUUUCCGAGUUUCCUAGUUCCGACUAGCACGUGAACAUAUCCCCUCUGCCCUUUCUCGCUCCACUCUCCCACCCCUUGCUUAUGCUCCAGCUGCUAGCGCCGCUGCCUGCUGGUGUCUGUAGCUGACUCCCCUCACUGGCCCACAUAUUCAAUGUACAGGUAGCUUAGACCAUGACUGGCAUCGCCGCUGCCUCCUUCUUCUCUAACAUUUGUAGGUUCGGUGGUUGCGGACUCCACUUCGAAUCGUUGGCUGAACUCAUCGUGCACAUUGAGGAUAACCACAUCGACACAGAUCCUCAUCAGUUGGAGAAACAGGAGCAGCAGCAGCCCACAUAUGUUGCCCUCAGCUACAUCAACAGGUUUAUGACAGAGGCAGCGCGUCGGGAGCAGCCUGAGAGGCUGAAGAGGAAGGUGCACCCCAAGCUGUCUCAGUCUCUGACAGGCAGUCUCCCUCGUAGCAGUAACGUCUCCCCUCCUCCCAGACGCAGCAGUGGGAACCUCACCCCGCCUGUCACCCCUCCCAUCACACCCUCCUCCUCCUUCCGUAGCAGCACUCCUACAGGCAGUGAGUAUGAUGAAGAGGAGGUAGACUAUGAGGAGUCAGACAGUGGUGAGUCCUGGACCACAGAGAGUGCCAUCAGCUCAGAGUCUAUCCUCAGCUCCAUGUGUAUGAAUGGAGGAGAGGAGAAACCCUUCGCCUGCCCUGUGCCUGGCUGCAAGAAGAGAUACAAGAAUGUGAACGGGAUCAAGUACCACGCCAAGAACGGCCACCGGACACAGAUCCGCGUCCGCAAGCCCUUCAAGUGCCGCUGUGGGAAGAGCUACAAGACGUCCCAGGGCCUGAGGCACCACACCAUCAACUUCCACCCGCCAGUCUCCACCCACAUCCACAAGAUGCAGCAGUAGCACCGUCCCCGCAGAAAUAGAAUCACUUCAACAUCAUCCUGUUCUAGUGAUUCUGUUUCUAUGGACCCACCAUCACCAGAAAUGGCUGUGUCCCAUUCCAAACACACACGCACUUUCCUUCUUCUUAUUCCAGUACACUACUCUUUAAUUGCAUGCUUUAAAAUUACCUUAUUUGUAUUUUAAAUUUUUUGGAAUGUAUUUUCUUCACAGCUGUAUA
Messenger RNA from Salmo salar (Atlantic salmon), 1362 nucleotides. Lineage: Eukaryota; Metazoa; Chordata; Actinopteri; Salmoniformes; Salmonidae. The record is from RefSeq and is a predicted model, not a curated record.